Messenger RNA from Heterostelium album PN500, 462 nucleotides. RefSeq lists its product as uncharacterized. Lineage: Eukaryota; Evosea; Eumycetozoa; Acytosteliales; Acytosteliaceae. The record is from RefSeq and is a predicted model, not a curated record. The transcript is spliced from 3 exons. Bases 1 to 462 code for a protein of 153 amino acids.
AUGACAAUCAAGAAUGUAUUGCCAUUGUAUGUUGGUGCUCAAGUAACACCAGAUACUGCUGUCGGUUGUUACGAUGGAAAGAGUAAUUAUUAUAUAGUGUUUCGUGAGAGAAACAAAAAUUCUACUAUCAUCAGUUACGAUGUCUUUGGAAAAGUUGAACAACUCUAUGGUGUAGAGAUCGUUACUUUGGUGAAUGACACGACCUUAUAUACGUUGUAUGCAAUCGAACUCGAUACCUCAAGCAGUAACGCCACAACCACCUAUCUCCACGAAGUAUAUUCCACUGGCUAUGAUUCCCGAUUGACACCAUUCGUUACCAACUCCCAAUCAAUUGUAUUCUAUACUAUUGAUGACCGUCAAAGAUUGGUUACAACUGUUGUACGGCUCGCUAAUUUACAAACAACAGUUUAUCCAACCUCGACAGAUUUCUAUAACAAAGAUGUUUCAAUGUUCUUACCAUAA